ACUAAGGUCACGUCACGAUGAACACAGAAGGACGGUUUAAAAACAGACUAAGGACGUUUUGGGGACAUUUUGUGAAAAUAAAGUUCAAAAGUGCCUCGCUCUCUGGGACACCAGCGGACGUUAUACUAUUUCUAGGUCUAGUGUUAAGUUUUAGUGUAAACAGGGUGGUCGCCAAUAGACCGCCGCGAUUUUUGAUGGACGGCCAACCAGAAAUCGUCUUAAGACUGAAAGAAGGCGAGGAAACUCCCAUAGGAUCGCUACUCUACUCCUUGAAAGGUUUUGAUCCGGACGACGACAAGCUAGAGUUUGGAAUCGUACCAAGUGCCGGAAGCAACGUCAUAAGAAUAGAAAACACCUCGAGUACCGAAGCAGAGGUGUACCUCGACAAACUGCUAGACAGAGAGGAACGUGACGAAUACGCGUUGGUCCUAACUCUGACUGACGGUCACUUGGGCCUAGGCAACUACAUCACUCAGAGCCUAUUGAUUCUCGUCGAAGAUGUCAACGACAAUACCCCUACGUUCAAGAAGCACCGAUCAUCCGUGACGUUGAAGGAGGACGCCAAGCCACGAAUCCUGGCAAAGCUCGAAGCGACAGAUGCCGAUAUAGGUCCCUACGGUCAAGUGGUUUACCAUUUCGCAAAUGACGUCGACCGAGACCUGUUUGGUUUGAGUACUACUAGAGAAAAAGCGGUCGUACGCUUAAUAGGCCCCUUGGAUUACGAAAAACAAACGGUCCACCAAAUCAAAGUUUUGGCGGUAGAUCGGGCCAAAGAAGGCAGGGUAAACACCGGAACCGCCGUUAUUUUGGUUAAAGUCGAAGACGUGGAGGACCAGCCUCCGGAAUUCGUAAAAGUCACACCGGUUGUUAGGUUAUCGGAAAACAGCCCGAUAGGUUCCCCAGUCUUGCAGGUGACCGCCGUGGAUGGCGACCGCGGAAUCAACAACAAAAUCCAGUACUACCUAUCCACCAAUAACCUAGAGCAAGUUGCAGACUUGUUCAACGUCGAAGAAGAUACAGGGAGGGUGGUGACCGCAGGGGUAAUAGACAGAGAGGCGCUGCCGUUGGGUUCCAGUUCUCACAUCCUGGAGAUUAUAGCUACGGAAGUGGGAGGCAGCAUAAAUCCGCAGCCGUAUGCGACUACCGAAGUCACCAUCAUCAUAACGGAUGAAAACGACGAAACCCCAUCUUUCGCAAACCCAUUUUACGAAUGCGAAAUCGCCGAGAACUCCCCUAGGAACACACCCGUGACUUUCUUGGGGAGCUCGUCGCCUGAGGUGUUUGAUUUCGAUCAGGGACUCAACGGUACCUUCCAGUUAUAUUUGAAGGGCGGUAGCGAAGUGUUCGAGUUGCUACCCAAACGAGUAACCAACGAAGCGACGUUCAGUAUCAAAGUCAAGAACAACACGGCUCUGGACUAUGAGAAAAUUCGACAAAUCAACUUCACGAUCGUGGCCAAAGAGGUCGUUAAAGACAACCCGAAAUUCAGCGAGGUGCCAGUCACCGUUCACGUCCUGGAUAGGAACGACAACUAUCCAGAGUUUACGACGAGUUAUUACGAGGUAUCCGUACCCGAAAAUUGCGAGGUAGGCACCACAGUAGCGUGGGUGCAAGCCCUCGAUGAAGAUUCCGAUAAUUUCGGUACUCUAGGAGUGCGGUAUACGAACAUUGCCGGAACCAUUGCCUAUAUGUUGGACAUUAAUCCCAUUUCCGGAAUUGUGACCGUGAAAAUUGAAGGUGGUCCGAACUGGGACCGGGAACAAAUCUCCAGACAUUUCCUCACGGUGGAAGCUCGAGAUGAUUUGGGUCACGGGAACCGCAACUCUGUACCCCUGAUCAUAAACUUAGAAGACGUCAACGACAACCCGCCCGUAUUCACCCAAAACAGGUACGAAGCGAGGGUGCUGGAAGGAAAAUUCAACUUUGAAAAUCCCCUGAACGUAGAAGCCAGAGACGCAGACCUUAACGGCACCAAGAACGCCGAAAUAGAGUACUACCUGUUUGGACCGUUCCACGAAAACUUCACCAUAGACUCCGUAACAGGCAAGAUUUCGUUAAAAGAGCCGCUCGAUUUUGAACUACUAGUAGGACCGCCAAAGGAAAACAUCAGAAUUUUGCCUUUGUCGGUUAGGGCGAGAGAUUGGGGUACCCCGAGCCUCUUCAGCGACGUAGAGCUGCUAGUUUAUGUGGAAGACAUCAAUGACCACACUCCCGUAUUUGAGGAAUCCUUCUACAACGUCAGCAUACCGGAAAACAUCACCGGUGGAACCGACAUUAUCCAAGUACAGGCCUAUGAUGAUGACGGCUCCUCGCCCAAUAACCGAGUGGUCUACCGGAUCCAAAGCGGAGCUCUGGAUAAAUUCGUUAUUGAUUCGGAAUCAGGUAUCAUCUCCGUGGCUCACGGAGCAAACUUGGAUCCGGAUUUAACGCAACCGAAGAAGAUGCAUUACUCGCUGAACGUCUUGGCUUUGGACGGGGGAAGUGGAGAUUAUCAACUCCAAGCUGCCGUGACGGUGGAAAUUUUAAUAACGGACAUUAAUAACAAAAGGCCGAAAAUUUCUCAGCCGUUCGAAGUACUCAUAAACGAAAAUUCUCCGGUAGGGGUACCCGUGACGAAAAUCAACGCGACUGACCUGGACGACUCUGCAGAUCUACGGUACACAAUCGACUCCGAUAAGUGCGAAGCCAAGAACGAGCUCGGGGUUGUGUUGAAACCCUCUGAGGUGAAUUGCUCUAGUUUCUUCUCGGUGAGUUCAAAGACUGGACUUAUCACCAUAGCACGACUGAUAGAUAGGGAGACGGUCGAGUCUUUUCGUUUAGGAGUGCUGGUUAGGGAUGAUAAUUCGGACACAGGCCCUCAGCAAGAUUCAGCCUUCAUCAAGAUCAAAGUUGAAGACAUUAACGACAACAGUCCCAAGUUCGAUCAGCCUUAUUACAAGUUUGCCGCGCAAGAGAACAGCAAAAUCGGGGUUCCAAUUGGAACCGUCAGGGCCUACGACGCGGAUAAAAAUAAAACCGUUACGUAUUCGCUAGACCAAAAGGGAUAUUAUCUGGGCCUAAUCCACUUGGACAACAACACCGGUAACAUCGUCGUAGCUCAUAAGGUCGACCACGAGGAAUUCCAGUGGCUAAAUUUUACCGUCAAGGCGACCGAUUCUGGCAUCCCGUCUAGAUCUAGUCGCGUGGAAGUCUUCGUUCAAGUGCUGGACGAAAACGAUAACAACCCGGUGUUUUUGCCCGAACCCAAGUGGUUGGUGAUACCCGAAGAUAUACCGGUCGGCACCGAGAUAGCGACAGUAAACGCGACAGACGCGGAUUCGGGAGAGUUCGGGAAAAUCACCUACUUCCUCGACAGACUGUCUUCCCACGAGAAGUUUCAAAUCGACAGCGAUACCGGGACCCUGAUAGUAACCGACGAGCUAGACAGAGAGGAAAACGACAAGUACCUGCUGAUAAUAGAAGCGUGGGAUAAUUACCAAUACGGAUUUAACAACGGGGAAAGUAGGAACGCUUUCAAGCAUCUAAACGUGACCAUUUUUGACGUGAACGACAACAGACCCCAUCUUCAUCAGGAAUCCAAAUGCGUCAAUAUAACUGAGUUUCAAGAACCCGGUGAACCGAUCACCAUCAUCCACGCGAGCGACGCUGACGAUCCCAACACAUCCAACGGCCAGGUGAUUAUAGAUAUAGCGGACGGUAAUCAAGACAAUUUGUUCGAAGUGGAUCAAAUAUCCGAUUGGUCCGCCGAAGUCAGACCAGUUUCUUCCCUCAGAGGGUUGCACGGGGACUAUACCCUGACGAUACGUGCCCAAGACUUGGGAACCCCGAGCUUCUUGGUCGAGAAACCAUUGAAAAUCUGCGUCGCAGACUACAACGACCACCCGCCGGUCUUCGUAUCACCUCCUCACAACUCCACACUGAGAGUUCCAGAGAAUGCUACAAUUGGAAGUGCACUUAUUCAAAUAAAGGCGACGGAUGAAGAUUUCGGGCCAAAUGGUGCUGUGAGGUACAGGUUGAAGUCGGAUCCGGCGGGACACUGGAAAACGUUCGAACUGCAACCCGUUUCCGGAAUUUUGGAACUGAAACUGCCGCUCGACAGGGACGUUCAGAAAAUUUACGACCUACGAAUCGAAGCGUACGAUUUGGGGAUCCCCACGUCUCUAAGUUCGGAUUUGGACUUGACGGUAUACGUCACGGACGUGCACGGCUACCAACCUCAGUUUCUAGUCGACGAAUUUGUCGUCGAAUUCACCGAGAAUACCAACCCGGGCGUGGAAUCGCGACGAUUGCCGAAAACUCUGGACAGAGACAAGUUCGAGUACGACGGUCCAGCGGCGCCAGUCUGCUACUUUAUUGUCGGCGGCAAUGAAAACGGGUUAUUUUAUUUAGACCCUUUCGACCAUACAAUUUCGAUUACCAGUACCCUGGACCGAGAAGAGACCGAUCUUCAUUUAAUAUUCGUAAAAGCGACAGAGAAUUGCGCGAACCCGCCGAAACCCCAAAACUCUUUCGACGCCAACGACGACACUCAAAUAAAAGUUAUCGUAAAGGUUUUGGACGUCAACGACAACCCGCCUAAAUUCACCAGGCGUAUAUUUACCGGAGGGGUGAGCACGGCGACCCCAUUCGGAACUAAUUUCAUGCAGGUCGCGGCAGAAGACCCGGACAGCGAUGAAAAUGCGAUAAUAUCGUAUUACAUAGUGGGCAAAGUGAAAAUGACCUUGACGGAAGGUCUGGACCACCUGUCUAGACCGCCGUUUAUCGUGGAGAGAGACACGGGCGCGGUCAGGCUCAACUUCGACCCUCAACAAGGUAUGAAGGGCUAUUUCGACUUCGCGGUGCUGGCCAACGACACGGCCGGGUUGCACGACACCGCCAGGGUUUUCAUUUACCUGUUGCGAGAAGAUCAGCGGGUCCGGUUCGUACUGAGACAGACGGCGCUUGAACUCAGGAACAACAUCGACGUGUUUAGAGAUGUUCUGGGUAAUGUGACCGGAGCAAUCGUAAACGUCGACGAAUUCCGAGUACACACGAAUCACGACGGUACCAUUGACAAAACCAGGACCGAUCUCUACUUGCACUUGGUCAACAGGAAAGACAAUUCGAUCCUGGAAGUCGCCGAGGUUUUGAGACUCGUCGACCAAAACACGGAAAAAUUGGACUCCCUCUUCAAGGAUUUUAACGUGUUGGAUACCCAACCUGGUGGCAUCAUGGCGUUGCAGUCGAAUUUGCAAAGCGGCGAGACCACCUUCUGGCUAUCGGCAGCUUCUUUAUGUCUUCUUCUCCUGUUAAUCUUGUGCCUCGCACUUUGCGUGAACCAACGACAAACGUACCACAGAAAAUUGAAAGCCGCGACAGCUACAGCGUACGUGCGAGCAGAGUCGGAUAUAGAUGGCAGAGGUCUAAGCAUUUUGAGCGGAAGAGUGCCCAAUACCAACAAGCAUAGCAUGGAAGGUAGCAACCCGAUGUGGCUGAAAGCAUACGAGACUGAAUGGUAUAAAAGUCCAGAUGACUUGAGUCAAACUUCUGAUCACGACUCGUUGGAUGAGAACGUGAUAUGCGGCGAACUGACGGACACUUGCGACAAUGACGAGCAGACGGAAGAGGAAAAACGGCAAAAUUUGUAUCAGACGCUUCCCGUGCCGAUGCCCAGAAAGCUAGAAACGACCGAACUGUAGAGGAAUUUAGCGCGUUUCUAGCAAAAGCCAAAAAUCGGUGUGCAAUAAUAGAAUACUAACAACACUUUCCACGAGAGCGUGCGUGCCAAAAAAAGAACGCGACCUAUGAAGUUGGCGCCUUACGAUCAACCAUACAACGAAAUAUCUUGCGAUAAGUUAAUGACAAUACGAAAACGCCACUGCCCGUUGAAUAAUCUUAACUUUUAAACAAUGCCUAGCCAUUAGAUAUUUAUACAUAUAUAUUUUAACGAAACAAUUGAGCAG
Cylas formicarius (sweet potato weevil) is the source of this 5942-nucleotide messenger RNA. RefSeq names its product cadherin-23. The transcript has 19 exons. Gene Ontology annotation, molecular function: cadherin binding; calcium ion binding. Gene Ontology annotation, biological process: homophilic cell-cell adhesion. The record is from RefSeq and is a predicted model, not a curated record. NCBI's taxonomy places the organism in Eukaryota, Metazoa, Arthropoda, Insecta, Coleoptera, Brentidae. The coding region runs from base 18 to 5678 and encodes 1886 amino acids. Gene Ontology annotation, cellular component: plasma membrane; catenin complex.